Molecule: messenger RNA, 774 nt
Organism: Acanthosepion pharaonis
Lineage: Eukaryota; Metazoa; Mollusca; Cephalopoda; Sepiida; Sepiidae
Source: the annotation of a GenBank genome assembly
AUGCCAAAGAUCUUUCUGUUUUACUGUCUUUUUCUUUCUUUCUUUCUUUCUUUCUUUCUUUCUUUCUUUCUUUUGUUAUUUCUGUCAGUAUUUCUUUCUGCUUUUCCUUCUCUCUUUAUUUCUUCUUCUUUGUUUUUUCUUUCUUUCUUUUUGUCUUUUUUCUUUUUCUUUCUUGCUUGGUUUUCUUUUAUGCCUUCUUUGCUUUUAUCUCUUUUUUCUUUCUUUCUUUUUUAUUAUUUAAACGUUUUGCCUUUCUUCCUUUUUUUCAUCUUUCUUUUCUUUCCCUUUUCUUUCUUUAUUUCCGUUCCUUUUUUUCUUCUUCCUUUUCUUUUUUCUUUCUUUCUUUCCUUUUCUUUUUUCUUUCUUUCUUUCUUUCCUUACCUUUUUCUUCUUUCUUUCCUUUCCUCUUUCUUUCUUUUCUCUCUCUUUAUUUCCAUUUUUUCUUCUUCUUUAUUUGCUUUCCUUUUUUCUUUCCUUUUCUUUUUUCUCUCUUUCUUUGCGUCCCUUUUUCUUUCUUUCUUUCUUUCUUUCUUUCCUUUUUCUCUCUUUAUUUUCUUUCCUCUUUUCUUCUUUUUUAAUUCCUUUUUUCUUCUUUCUCUCCUUUUCUUUUUCUUUCUUUCCUUCCUUUCUUUCUUCUUUCCAUUCCUUUUCUCUCUCUUUCUUCCCUUACCUUUUUCUCUCUUUCUACACUUCUUGUUUUCUUCUCUCUCUCUCUCACUCUCACUCUCACUCACUCUCUCUCUUUAUAUUCAUUUAUUCAUUUCAAUAGAGUAA